Lytechinus pictus (painted urchin) is the source of this 4403-nucleotide messenger RNA. RefSeq names its product toll-like receptor 13. Gene Ontology annotation, molecular function: protein binding. The coding region runs from base 484 to 3285 and encodes 933 amino acids. The record is from RefSeq and is a predicted model, not a curated record. The transcript has a single exon. Gene Ontology annotation, biological process: signal transduction. NCBI's taxonomy places the organism in Eukaryota, Metazoa, Echinodermata, Echinoidea, Temnopleuroida, Toxopneustidae.
AAUAUCUCACAAUGAAGACAAAUGAGACUGGAAACUUUCAUCGCUAAUAACUGGGACAAUUUAUAUGCCAGUACCCGCUGAUAAAGAAAGCACAGGCAGUUUCGUUACUAAUAAUAGGAGAUAAAUUAUACAAACAUGAAUCUUCGGGGUGAAAUUAAUCGUUUUAAUUAGUACUUUUAAUCAUCAUGCAACACUGUUGCGGUUUCGCUUCAUACAUGGAGACAUGCAGAUCUUAAUUUCUGAGCAUUUUUUACAACAGUGUUUCAUUUUAUCGUUUGUGUCCCAUGGUUAUACAUGCUUCUACAUUAUUUUCUUGCUACAUUAUCUUUGUUACCCCGGGCUUUGUUACUUCUAUCAAACUCUUUCAUGUAGACACUUGCAGCUUAGUUGCAUAUCUACCUAAAGAGAAAUGCUUUGUUAUUGAACUUUAAAAGACAAUAAGCAUUUUUUUUAUCUGGUUAUCCUGCGUUUCUUAGAGAUACCAUGCUCAUGCAUUCCUCAAGAAAACGAUCAGUCGUUCCAAGCAAAAUGCAGUUCAUCGUUAUACUCUUGAUUUCAGCCUUAAAAGGAGGACUAUCGAGUGUUGCGUUUGCUGAAGAGGUGGGUCACCAUGAUUGCCACCUUAGCACCUCAGUUUCUGGGGUCAAAGCUGACUGCUCGUAUCUAUCACUUCCCGGGAUCCCAACCGAUCUACCUCGUGAAACUACUACCCUGGAUGCUUCCUUCAACGAAAUGAAAGUCCUCCAUAAUAGCUCAUUUACAGGUCUUUGUCAACUUAUUGUGUUAACAGUUGUAAGAAACCACAUUUACCACUUGGAGGUUGGAACAUUCACUCCUCUCACCCACCUACAAUUUUUGGAUUUGACUGGAAACUCACUAGCUCACUUACCUGAUAACAUCUUUGAAUCAAAACAGUUCUUGACAACUGUGGUGCUAUCCAGGAACAAUCUAUCAUCGGUACCCACUCGUGCACUACACUCACUCCAGCUACGAAAUAUACGUCUUGAUUAUAAUUUCAUUAAGAAGGCAGACUUCGCUGCUUUCUCUCAUACAAACAACAGAGCAAACAUCAGUUUAAAAGGGAAUUCUAUUUCUUCACUGCAGCCAACAGACUUUGAGCCCCUACGAAAUGUUUCCCUGCACACACUGGACCUGUCUUCGAACCAGCUCCGUAAUAUUUCAAAACUGAUCUUUUCAUACCUCAAUAAUGUCUAUCAUCUUAUUAAUCUUAAUUCAAACAAAUUACGAGAAUUCAACUUGGACACUUUUCUUGGAAAUGUGACAGUAGGUACCUUGUUACUCGCCGAUUGUGGAAUAAAUCUUAUCAUUCCACUGAAAAACUAUAGUUUCAUCAACGUCACUUUCCCUAAAAUUUAUCAAGUAAUCUUGCGUGAUAAUAAAAUUCGUGAAAUCCCAAGCUCUGCAUUUUGGGGAAUGAGCGAGACAAGAAAACUAAAUAUUGGUUCGAACAAGAUUUCUAAAGUUAACAAUGAAUCCUUUUGUGGUCUCGAUUCCUUGACUAACCUAUACAUUUCUUACAAUAGAAUAAAGUACUUACCUACUCAAAUGUUUUCUUGUAAUCCAGAAUUGCAAAUAUUAUUGAUUGCACACAACAGCAUAUAUAAACUAAAUCCAAUGUCAUUCAGUGGUCUCUUGGCACUUCGGCAACUUGAUAUAUCAAUAAAUGGAGCAGAAGUUCUUGGCACGAAAUGGAACAACCCAGCACUUCGUAUUCUUGACAUUUCUGGAAACGAAAUUACACAUCUCAGUGAUACAAAAUUUGAGGGAAAUUUGUCAAGCCUUCAAAAAUUAAAACUUUCAGGCAAUAACUUAGAUAAACUAUCCCCAACGACAUUCCAAGAUGUACAGCUACUUCAAGAGAUUUACCUUGAGUCUCAACAUGGAGGGAAACUACAUCUCAAUGGAGUAUUCAGUAAAAUGAAGAGUCUCAUCAAAUUGGAUCUUUCUCAAACCAACAUUACGUUAACCUCCACUUGCCAAUUCAAUGAAACAAUGAAUUUAGAAGAGUUAGAUCUUAGUUUUACGACACUCAAUAGUUCUAACAUCUAUGACAGUGAAAGACAAUCAUCCCUUUUUGAUGGACUUGUUUCUCUAUCAAAGCUUCACCUCCAGGGAAACAACCUAAACCAUUUGGAACCAGAAACGUUCAAGUCUCUUUCCAAACUCUCUUUAAUGGAUAUGUCUAAAGCAGGCAUUGUAGUCAUAAAGCCCGGUUUAUUCCAUAGAUUGAUUUCUCUGAAACGUCUGAACCUUGAUUCUAACAACAUAAACAAAAUAUCUGAAAAUGUUCUUUCUGGGUUGAAUUACCUAGAGUCCCUUUACUUCGACGACAACAGAAUAGAAGUGAUCGAGAAAGACUCAUUCAAGAUGACUCCUAAUCUGCAUUAUCUCUCUCUUUCAGGUAAUCGAUUGACUAAAGUUGAGAAGGAUAUGUUUUUCCCUACCAACAGGACAUUAUAUCUCGAUAUUCACGAUAACCCUUUCUCUUGCACCUGUGAUUUAAACUGGUUUAUAUCUCGGCUUGGUGAAAGCAACAUAUACCUCAAGAAUCCUGAUCAAACAGUGUGUUACAGUAUGUCCAUUGACAGAUUUGUUGGUAUACUAUCAUUUGAUCCAAAACUCUGUGCUAUUAAUUUUGAGCUUAUGAUAAUUCCAUUAUCCUUCUCUGGCAUCUUGGUUGGAUUUCUGAUCAUACUGGCAUAUAUCAAUCGCAACCAGGUCAAAGAUAAACUGUCCCCUCUUAAACUAGCGAUUAUUGAUUACCUUCAAGUGGUGGAAAGCCUUGAUGCAGAUAACCAUACAUUUCACCUAAACCUCAUGUUCCACGAGUCACAAGAGGAAUGGGUCGACCAGAUUCUUAAACCGGCAAUUGAGGAGAGGUUGCCGCAUCUGCAGAAUAUCGUCUAUGGAGACAAAGAUCUCUGCCCUGGAAUGUUCUAUGUGAAUGCCAUCCAACAUGCUAUCGAGAACAGCUUCAAAACUGUCCUGUUGGUAAGCAACAGUUCUGUUGAUGAUGUUUGGAUCAGAACCAAACUCCGUAUGGCCCUGGAGCAUGUCAAUGACACAGGAUUUGACAAGGUUAUCCUGAUCUUCUUGGAGGACAUUGAGGAAGACCAACUGCCGUAUCUUGCUAGGUUGUUUGUGAGAAGAAACAGACCUCAUAUAUUCUGGACAGAGGAUGUAGACGGUCAGGAACUAUUCUGGGCUACUUUCGAGAGAAGCAUGAGAGUGAACAAAGCCAUAAAUAGUUCCAUUCCAUUUUAGAAAAAGAUGACAGGACCAGUUGGGUAUAUUUAGGAAGUUGGUCCGUGAGGCAGGGCCAAACUUGUGUCUUAGCUUCUAACAUCUCUUUAUUUUUGGCAUCAAACACACAGCAGCAUUCUCUGAAAUCACAAUGAGCAUUCUCAUUAUUUGUAGAAUGCUCUUAUGAAAAUGUGAUGAAACAUGUACUUUUUUCUUUAAAAAGCUGUGCCCUGUGUACCAUAGCCCUUGACUGAUCUUUCAUCAGCUUCACUUCUGAAAGAUCCUCCACAAACCCGAAUCAUCUGCUUACUAAAAAAACUUAUUGAUAGGAUAUAUAACCACUUCUUGUAUCAGCAAAAUGUUCUAUUCAGUAAAAGUGUAAUGAACAUUAUAUUAUACACUAUGUAUGAUGAAAGAUCACUAACACUAGUUAAUCAGGUAAAUUGCCAAUUCGUCUACUGCCAACUUGUCCACUCACCACAUGGUCUAAUUUCAUUUAGUCUAAUGCCAUUCUGUCCAUCAACAUUUCGUCUAGUAACCAUUUAGUCCAAUCAUCACUUUGUCUUAUCACCAGUUCGUCUAUGACCAUUUCGUCUCAUAACCAGUUGGUCUAAAAUCCAUUUCAUUUUCAAUCAUUUUGCACAAUUUAACACUUAGUCCAAUUAGACCAAAUGGACUAAAUGGCUAUUGGACCAACUUAUUAGAUGGAAUGGCAUUAAACUAAAUGAAAGUAGACCAUGUGGUGAGUGGACGAACUGAUAGUAGACCAAAUGAUAGUGGACGAGUUGGCAAUUAGAAAAAUUGGCAUUAGACGAAUUUGAAAUAAACCGUUAAUCUUUGCUUACUAAACAAACUUAUUAAUUGAUCAGGUACAUAAACAUUACUUGUAUGAGAGAAGUAUGUUUAUUUUAUAGAUAACUUUUGUUUUAUUCUAUGUUAAUUUUCACUUGUAUUUUAUGUAUAUAUUAUCAUGUUUAUGUUCUAUUCUUUGUUUGUAAAGGGGAAGGCUUUGUUGUAAAGCAGUUUUAUAACUGAGCCGAACUACCCUCCACAUUAUUUUAUCAUUUGUUAUAGAUAAAACAUGAAUGAAUAACUAAUAAAUAAAUAGGCCUAUAAUAAUGUAUACAUAGGUCUUCUAU